UACAAAAGCUAAGGUUGUAAAAUAGUGGCAAGGAUUCCUGGAAAGCCACGUCAAUUAUAAAUAUGGAUCAUUGGAGGGGAUAUAUAUAUAUAUGAUAAUGUAUAUGCGAUGGGUGUUUUGCCUGAGAGUUGAAACAUCAUCAUCAUCUUGGAGCAAACUAAGCAGACAGCCAUGGCAACCAGUCAAAUGAUCUUCUUUCUCAUCCUCUUCCUAUGUUCUUGCUCUUCUUCUUCUUCCCUUAGGAGGACCUCACCUUCUGGAACUAUAGGGGAGAAAAGCAAGCUGAGUGGAGGUGGUGGCAAAGGAGGAAUGAGCAACGGCGGCGGCCAAAGCGGCCAGCCCGACGUGGGAUCAACCAACCAAAAUCCCCGCGGAUCGUCGGCGGUGAUACCCAUAUAUGCUGCGAAUGCCCACCACAACUCCCACCGCAACGCCGCCGGCGGCAACAGCCCCACAGCAAUUCCGCCCCUGUUUUGUGCCACUCUUUUGGCGUUUCUUGUAUGAACCAAUUAAACUAGCGGCGAUUAACAGGAGCUUCUAUCUUUCUGUUUUUUUCCUGCUCCGAUUGUACAUAUCAAUCACUUUGUAAGUAAAUACUGUGCAAUAUACUUUAUGUUUCUCCAGUAUC
This is a messenger RNA of Ipomoea nil (Japanese morning glory), 628 nucleotides long. RefSeq lists its product as uncharacterized. The record is from RefSeq and is a predicted model, not a curated record. NCBI's taxonomy places the organism in Eukaryota, Viridiplantae, Streptophyta, Magnoliopsida, Solanales, Convolvulaceae. Bases 172 to 504 code for a protein of 110 amino acids. The transcript has 2 exons.